UAAUUGUCUUCUAGAGCAUCGGGUACAUAUUUAUGUUAGAAGUGUGUAUAUAAUUGUGUGUGAGGUUUCAACACUGAUAAGAUUACCAUUUCAUGCGUUGAUCUGGUAGAAAGAACACUAUAAUUCAUAAUUGAAACACGAUGGACAAUCUGCCCUACCCAUACACUGUUCAAGAGUUAACAGAAGAAGAACAGAAAAUAUGUGGUAGUUUGAAAUAUUGCGAUAUGGUGAGGAUAGCACCUACUCGAAAUUGUGCCCCAAAGAUAGUCGAAAAAUAUGGACCUGAAUUAUAUAAUUUCAAACCAAGACCAGAUGAUAUUUGGCUUAUUGGAUAUCCCAGAUCAGGUACAACCAUGACUCAAGAAAUUCUGUAUCUGCUUGGAACCGAUCUAGAUUACAAAAAAGCUGCCUCGAAAAUUAUGGAUGAUAGAUUUCCUUACUUGGAGGACGUCCUAAUGAGAUCGGAAGAAGAUGAAAAACUCUACGAAGAAUUAUGCAAGAAAAAUAAAGAACCUGAAACACCCGAAGAAAAAGCUUGCAUACCACGUUACAAGCAAUUGGAGAAAAUGAAGGAAAGGAGAUUCAUCAAGAGCCAUAUCGGUUUUUCACAUCUGCAUCCUCAAUUGCUGGAUGUUGGAUGCAAGGUUGUCUUUAUAGCCAGGAACUACAAAGAUUGCCUGGUUUCCUCAUUUUUCUAUCCUUUGAAUGAAGAAGAAAAGAAAAAGAACGGUAUUUACAGCCUCUGGAAAAUUGAACAGAAUGAUUUAGGUAUAUUAGGAAAUCACAUGGAACUCUUGAAGGAAGCAUGGAAGAGAAGACAUAACAAAAAUCUCUUGAUAUUAUUCUAUGAAGAAGUUAAUAAGGAUAAGCGUUCUGCUCUUCAAAAAAUAGCCAAAUUCUUGGGAAAAACCUUGACAGAAAAAGAUUUAGAGACUUUACUCGAUCACAUCGAUAUCAAGAAAUUCAGGGAGAAUAAAUCAGUAAAUAAUGAUCAUCUAGUUGCAUCAGGUCUUUACGUGAAAAAUGAUCAAUUUUCAUUCAUAAGAAAAGGAAAAACUGGUGGCUGGCGUGAGAUGUUUUCGAAGGAAAUGAACGAAGAAAUAAAUCAAUGGUUCUUGGAAAAAAUUAAAGACAUGCCCGACUUCAAAAUCCCCGAAUGUUGGAAGGAGGCCAUGGAUUUGCAGAUCUGAUCAUUUUGUCUCACUAUAAGGUUUUCAUUGAUUUUUGACAUUAAUUAAAAUGGUUGCUAUUCC
This is a messenger RNA of Harmonia axyridis, 1253 nucleotides long. Its product is annotated as sulfotransferase 1C4-like. Gene Ontology annotation, cellular component: cytoplasm. The transcript has 7 exons. Gene Ontology annotation, molecular function: sulfotransferase activity. NCBI's taxonomy places the organism in Eukaryota, Metazoa, Arthropoda, Insecta, Coleoptera, Coccinellidae. Gene Ontology annotation, biological process: sulfation. The record is from RefSeq and is a predicted model, not a curated record. Bases 141 to 1190 code for a protein of 349 amino acids.